Molecule: messenger RNA, 1956 nt
Organism: Ziziphus jujuba (common jujube)
Lineage: Eukaryota; Viridiplantae; Streptophyta; Magnoliopsida; Rosales; Rhamnaceae
Product: protein VAPYRIN
Exons: 1
Coding region: 123-1736 (537 amino acids)
Cellular component (GO): cytoplasm
Molecular function (GO): protein binding
Source: RefSeq, a predicted model, not a curated record
CCUUUUAAACUUACACUCACCCAUUCUUUCACCUUCAUUUUCCCCUCUUUCCCAUUUUCUCGACAACCAAACAACAACAUCAAAACCCCAAUUUUGAAGAUCUCACGCAGAGAAAAAGCAAGAUGGACAGGCUCAUAAGCUUAGAGCCUUCAAAUCUUAUUACAAUUCGUAUAGAAAACGGUCAGAAAUGUUCCGGCGAGCUCACCUUACGCAACGUCAUGCACACCAUGCCAGUCGCCUUCAUGCUUCAACCAUUAAUGAAAAGCCGUUACACGGUUAGACCUCAAACUGGAAUCAUAUCUCCGCUUGAGAAGCUGACCGUGGAGGUCAUCUAUAAUCUCCCGUCGGGCUCGAAUCUUCCGGACUCUUUCCCUUACUGCCAUGAUUCAUUUCUUCUUCAUAGCGUGGUUGUUCCAGGAGCAGCCAUUAAAGACCCUUCUUCAACCUUCGACGCAGUUCCCAACGACUGGUUCACAACGAAGAAGAAACAAGUCUUCAUCGAUAGUGCUAUAAAGAUUAUGUUCGUUGGUUCUCCGGUGUUGGCACAACUUGUUGCCGACGGUUCAAUGGAUGAAAUUAGAGAAGUACUUGAGAGAAGCGUACCGGCAUGGAAAGCCGCUGACUCGGUUAAUUCCGAUGGUCAAACAUUACUUCAUUUGGCUAUCUCUCAAAGUCGUGCUGAUCUCGUCCAGCUUCUUCUUGAAUUCGAGCCUGAUGUGGAAGCUCAGAGCCUAUCAGGUUCAAGUCCCCUAGAGGCUGCAUCGGCUGCCGGAGAAGCUUUGAUUGUUGAGCUUCUAUUGGCUCGAAGAGCAAGCACGGAACGAUCGGAAUCAUCCGCUCGGGGUCCGAUUCAUCUCGCGGCCGGUGCCGGUCAUUUGGAAGUCUUGAGGCUUCUAAUAAUGAAAGGAGCUAAUGUAGACGCGGUCACGAAAGACGGAAAUACUGCUCUACACCUCGCCGUUGAGGAAAGAAGAAGGGACUGCGUGAGGCUUUUACUUGCUAGCGGUGCUCGAGCCGAUAUUCGCAACACCAGAGACGGCGACACUCCUUUGCAUAUAGCCGCUGCACUGGGCGAUGAACACAUGGUCAAGCUAUUCCUCCAAAAAGGUGCCAACAAAGACAUCCGGAACCACGCCGGAAGAACAGCUUACGACGUCACCGUCGAGAAUGGCUACACAAGGCUUUUCGACGCACUCCGACUGGGAGACAGCCUCUGCGUUGCGGCAAGGAAGGGGGAGGUAAGAACCAUUCUUAAGCUCCUUGAAAACGGGGCAGCCAUUAAUGGACGAGACCUACAUGGAUGGACAGCUCUGCAUAGAGCUUCGUUCAAGGGACGGAUUGAUGCGGUUCGAACGCUUAUCGAAAGGGGUAUUGAUAUUGAUGCUAAAGAUGAAAAUGGUUACACAGCUUUGCAUUGUGCUGCGGAGUCCGGACAUGGAGAUGUGACAGAGUUGCUGGUAAAGAAAGGAGCCGAUGUUGAAGCAAGAACGAAUAAGGGUGUGACUGCUCUGCAAAUUGCGAAGUCUUUGCACUAUGUAGGGAUUACGAGGAUACUUAUCCAUGGCGGAGCGACGAAGGAUAACAUGGCACAGAUUCCAGGAGUGGCUUCGAUUGCUUUGGAAAGCAAAAUGGUUGGUGUAGAGGGAGAGAAAGGAGCGAUGAAAAGGAAAGUGAGUCGAGGUAGUAGAGCUCUUCGUAGUAGCUUCGAUAGGUCAGUGCCAUUGGUUGUGCUUUAGCAAUGGGGUUUUCUCAUGAUUUUGAGGUCAAAAUUGAUUUUCUGAUUUUUUUUUCCGUGGAAAUAGCUGAUCAGAAAGUUUGUAGACUCAUUCAUAUACAUGUUCAUUCUCAACCUCGAGUACAUUGAUAAUCCAAUAUGUCAUCCUAAAUUUGAAGUGUAGAACUUUGUAAAACUUUUUGUUUGUUUAUGAAUUUUUGGCGUUUUGCCGUUAGGAAUUA